Molecule: messenger RNA, 1370 nt
Organism: Nilaparvata lugens (brown planthopper)
Lineage: Eukaryota; Metazoa; Arthropoda; Insecta; Hemiptera; Delphacidae
Gene: Smyd5
Product: SET and MYND domain-containing protein 5
Exons: 9
Coding region: 1-1326 (441 amino acids)
Molecular function (GO): protein binding
Source: RefSeq, a predicted model, not a curated record
AUGCUGCAGAUCGGAGAACAGCCUGUUGGACUCAAAGAAUACUACAAUUUGAUUGUGGGUGACUCUCAAGACAAUUUGGUGUUCACGCUGAAUCCAAGCAAGGAGACAGGGGCUGCACCAACAUCUGCUGAUCUGGCCAAAGUACACAUUAUCUCCGAUUACAGAUGGAAUUCACUCUGUCGUUUCUAUUUUCAGGGCCGUGGAGUAGUUGCAACUCGUGAUUUCAAAGCUGAUGAAACUAUCUUUGAAGAAGAGCCGUUGGUGUGUUGCCAGUUCAGUUGGAAUGCAGCUUACGGUUACUUGGCUUGUGAUCAUUGUAUGAGACCACUGGAAACUACAGAAGAAAAUGUUAGACGUUUGACUAUGUGCAGAGAGAUAGUUCUUCCAUUCACGGAGUUCUGUCCGACAAACAAGACUGCUCACUCGUUUUGUCCAUCAUGUCAUGUGCAAUACUGUAGUGAAAAAUGCAAAGCUACAGCUUGGGAGCAAUACCACCGCACUAUCUGUCAAAAUAUGGAUUAUUCUCAUCCCCUUCAUGAGCUGAACGAGGAGUGGAAGAAGAUCCAUUAUCCACCAGAAACGACAACCAUAAUGCUGUUGGCUAGAAUUGUUGCUUUGGUUGAACAAGCAGCAGAUAAGGAAGCUAUUCUCAAUUGUUUGAACGAGUUCAGUCACAGCAAAUUUGAUGGCGAGGAAGCAGACAUGUCGUCAGUGGCCAACCGGUUGCUCGGUCUCUAUCAGGAGCAGAUCCAGCAUCUGCACACCCUGUUCGUGCAGGCAGUGCCAGCAAAAACCAUGCAGCAGUGGUUGACAUUGGAAGGCUUCUCGUCGCUGCUGGCUAUCGUUGGUGCGAAUGGCCAGGGAGUUGGCACAAGUGUGUUCAGUCAGUGGGUGGACAAUGUCACCUCAAAGCCAGAGCUCGACCAGGCUCACCUCGAUCAAUUCAUCAAAAACAUCUACGAUAAAAUGGAAGAGUGCGUUGGAUUAGCAUUUCUGAACAAUGAAGGAUCAGGCCUCUACUACCGGCAACGGUUUGUGAAUCACAGCUGCGAACCGAAUGCAGUGAUCACGUUUCCACUGGGCAACAGUACGUUGCGAUUGAAGGCACUGAGGGACAUUGCUGCAGGAGAAGAGAUCUGCACCUCUUACAUAGAAGUGUGCGAACUGGACAGAAGUCGGCAUUCCAGGCAAAAAAUGUUGAGAGAGAACUACUUCUUCAUUUGUCACUGCAAAAAAUGCCUGACUCAGGCGAGUGAUCCAGAUGUGACCAGUGAAGAAGAGGAAUGCUCGGAUGAAGAUGAGGACGAUGAGGAAGAUGCUGCCUGAAAAUAACAUCACUUCUGUUCUGAUUAAAUUUAUUCAUUCCAGAA